Molecule: messenger RNA, 2386 nt
Organism: Spea bombifrons (plains spadefoot toad)
Lineage: Eukaryota; Metazoa; Chordata; Amphibia; Anura; Pelobatidae
Gene: CERS2
Product: ceramide synthase 2
Exons: 11
Coding region: 95-1231 (378 amino acids)
Biological process (GO): ceramide biosynthetic process
Cellular component (GO): membrane
Molecular function (GO): sphingosine N-acyltransferase activity; DNA binding
Source: RefSeq, a predicted model, not a curated record
AGCUGAGAACUUCGCAAGAGUCUUCCAGCGCGACUUCCUUAUUUCCUUGGGAUCUGGCUACCGGCAGAGGAAGCCCUGAACACCUGCUGCCAAGAUGCUUCAAACACUUUACGACCAUUUCUGGUGGCACCGGCUAUGGCUGCCCGUGAAUCUAACCUGGGCCGACCUGGAAGACCAGGAUGGCCGCGUCUACGCCAAAGCUUCGGACCUCUACAUCACGAUCCCCCUAGCCUUUGUGUUCCUCAUAGUGAGGUACAUCUUUGAAAUUUACAUAGCCAGCCCGCUUGCCAAGGCUCUGGGUGUGAAGGAUAAAAUCCGUCUUCGAGCCGCCACCAGCCCGGCCCUGGAAAAUUUUUACAAGAGCUCGUCAAAGCAUCCCAAACAGACUGACUUGGAAAAUCUCUCAAGAGCAAGUAAUUUCACCGUUCGGCAGGUGGAAAGAUGGUUCCGACGACGACGAAACCAAGACAGGCCUAGUUUGCAGAAGAAAUUCCGAGAAGCCAGUUGGAGAUUCACGUUUUAUCUUAUUGCUUUCAUUGCUGGCAUGGCGGUCCUCGUAGACAAGCCUUGGUUUCAUGAUCUCCGAGAAGUCUGGAGAGAUUUCCCCAAGCAGACCAUGCUGCCUUCUCAGUACUGGUAUUACAUGAUCGAACUGGGAUUCUACUGGUCUCUGCUCUUCCGAGUAGCCUUUGAUGUAAAGCGCAAGGACUUUAAAGAACAGAUCAUCCAUCACGUAGCAACCAUCGUUCUUAUUAGCUUCUCCUGGUGCGCAAACUACAUCCGAGUGGGAACUCUGAUCAUGGCUGUCCACGAUGCCUCGGACUACUUUCUGGAGUCUGCAAAGAUGUUUAACUACGCCGGAUGGAAGGAGACGUGUAACAGCAUCUUCGUGGUGUUUGCUCUGGUGUUCAUCGUAACUCGAAUCAUUAUCCUUCCUUUCUGGAUCCUACACUGCACUUGGGUUUACCCGCUGGAGAUCUACCCAGCCUUCUUUGGCUAUUAUUUCUUUAACCUGAUGCUGUGGAUUCUCCAGUGUUUGCACAUCUUCUGGGCGUACCUCAUUCUCGGCAUGGCCCAUAAGUUUAUCACAGGGAAGCUUGAGCAAGAUGAACGGAGCGACAAAGAUGAAACGGAUAUUCCAGACGAAGACGAGGAACAAGAUAUCAAUAAGAACGGCGCCGUUUCCAAUGGUCAUGCCGUGCUGAAGAACGGUCACCAUAAAGCUGAUUGACCUCGACCAAAGGUGGUUGUUCUUCUUCUGCUUCCUCCACCAAACCCUUUUCCGAGCAAGAAAAUGCAAACUCUGUUCUUCUCCUUACUAAACAUCUUAUCCGUACUACUGUAAAGCCAGAAUGUAAAAGGAUGCCACUUGAAUGUCCGCUUGUCCAAGAGGUGAGCUUCUGCGUGAGGACAGUUUUAAGGAAAACAUUAUGCAGAAAGCUCCUUGUAAGAACCACUUUUUGCCACGGAAAUAGGUAAGAAACGUUAUUAUUUGUAUGUGAAUCAUAUUCCCUGCGACGAUUUGAACUGGACUAAGUUUGUUCACUCUACGAUAUCUCCUGCUGCUCUCUGUAGAGAAGAACGAAGACGCCAAAAGACCUCUUUUUGUUUUUUUGUGUGUGAAAUAUCAUACGUUAUUUUUCCCGAUAAGGUGAGAGCCAUACUCUGGAGAUGACCCUCGUUUUAAUGUCCACCAUAUGAGGGUUACAUGAUCUGGAUACAUAGUUCUAUUUGUUUUGUUAGUAUCUUCACCGUGCCAUUGUUUAGAAUAGGGUUGCGAUAUGUGUUUGAGAACCGUGGACGAGGAACCGUUUAAUAUUCUGCCGCCACCGCCACCUUAUGGCAUCUCAUGAGUAGAGUAGCUUUGGCCAGCGCUAUUCUACUCUCCAAUUGGGACGACGCUCCUUUGGAACAGAGUUGAGGUGGCUUGAUGAGCCGUAGGACAAUGUAAUUAAUGGCGGAGUUAUUUAUUAUUCUAGAAGUUUCAACCUUACCUCGAUAGCCACCGUCCUGCUUCUGCAUUUUCUCAAGUCCAAUUCUACCCGUUCCUAAGAUUUUUCGUUAUAUAUGUAUUUUUUUUUAAAGUAAAUUUUGUUAUCACUGUUUGAUUGGAUGCUGACACAAAAGAAUAAAUAAAAGAUUGUAUGCAUUCUGAAGUAGCCAGUUUAGGUGAAAUAUGAGGGGUGAAAGUGGUGGGACUUUCUCUGAAGCUCUGAGGCCACUGAAACCUUGAUGUCCUCCUGACUGGAGAUUAUAUAAAUAUCACAUGUGAUUUGGGGUUUUGGAAUGAGUAUUGUAACCCGGCUUUAUGUAUCCUUUCGUUGAGUUGAAACCAAUCUAAUUGUAGAGCAAGUCUUAAAGAGGAACUGCCACAUCCAAGAGAAAA